Messenger RNA from Drosophila navojoa, 1020 nucleotides. RefSeq lists its product as uncharacterized. Gene Ontology annotation, cellular component: extracellular region. Lineage: Eukaryota; Metazoa; Arthropoda; Insecta; Diptera; Drosophilidae. Gene Ontology annotation, molecular function: chitin binding. The record is from RefSeq and is a predicted model, not a curated record.
UUUCAGUCAACAGUCUUUGAAAUGAAUUGGGUUAAGUUGUUGCUUCCACUGCUGGGGUCUUUGGUGGGCUGCCAGGGCGAUGGCCAUGCCAUUGACUCCGCCGAGCUGGUGACAAAUCCUUGCCAGGAGAUACGUCUGGCCGGCUUUGUCUGCGUCGAUUGCGCCACGCUCGGCUUCUGCUCGAACGUGGAUGGCCAGUGGCAAACGGUGUCCAUGACCAGCUGCCAGUCGGAGCGCGGCUUCUUCUGCAGCGAUGAGGGCUCCAUUGGGUGCACCUGGCAGCCAAAAUGCCAAGUGCCGGUGCGCGGCAAAUUCUACUGCCAGCAGCCGGGCAUAUUUCCGGAUCCGUACGACUGCCGCAGCUAUCACGAGUGCAGCGAACAGAACGUGGACACGCCACGUCAGUGCACCAAUGGCGCUGCCUACUCCCUGCUCACCAACAGCUGCAGCCUGCCGCGGGAGAGCGAACUCUGCUCGGAGAAGCAGUACAGCUGCAGCCACGUGGGCCAGACGGGCGCCUGGCCUGCCCACAACAGCUACUACUACAUCUGCCAGAAGGACAAGGUGGGCGCUCAAGAUGUCUUCUACCCGCUGAUGAUGAAGUGCAGCGAUGGCUACAGUUUCAAUGGCCACAGCUGCGUGCCGGACAACAAGAUCAAGCAGAUCGAGCCAGCCGAGCUGUGCGAGGAGGGUGCCCAUUUCGAUGCCAUCUCUGGCAUUUGCCGCAAAGAGUCAAAGACCUGUAUUGAGGGCCAGUAUUAUCCCGCCGAAACGAAUUCUGGCUUCUAUGUGUGUGCCAAUGGCCAGUUGGUCUACCAAUGGUGUGCAGAUGGCUCCUACUUUGAUCUGAGCCUCGGAGUGUGCGCCAGGGAGCGCAAAACCUGCGAGGAAUCGAAGCUCUAUGCUGCGGAAACUAAGCAUGGUUAUCUCCUAUGCAAAAAUGGCGAGCUCAUGAGCUACGAGUGCCCAGAGGGCUCCAUCUUUGAUGGCAUCAGCGCUGUGUGCAAGCCGCAGCAAUAG